Messenger RNA from Plasmopara halstedii, 1713 nucleotides. Its product is annotated as katanin p60 atpase-containing. Gene Ontology annotation, molecular function: microtubule severing ATPase activity; ATP hydrolysis activity; microtubule binding. The transcript is spliced from 7 exons. Gene Ontology annotation, biological process: microtubule severing. Bases 1 to 1713 code for a protein of 570 amino acids. Lineage: Eukaryota; Oomycota; Peronosporomycetes; Peronosporales; Peronosporaceae. The record is from RefSeq and is a predicted model, not a curated record. Gene Ontology annotation, cellular component: microtubule cytoskeleton.
AUGGAGUUGCAAGACAUUCGAAGUAUGGGAGAUGCAUUGACUCGAGCGAGGGAGCUUUGUCUGGAAGCGCAGUAUGAAAAGGGAUUGGAACUGUUCCGAACGACUCAGAAAUCGCUAAGCCACUUUAUCCGCGGUAUGACAAAAAUGUCUGAGCGUCAGCCGUGGCUGCAGAUGCAGAUUGAACUCGAAAAUGAAUUGAACCUCAUCACGGACUAUUUUGAGCUCAUUCAGGCCUUUAAAUUUCCACCCGGCGCAUCGAAAGCGCGAAUCCAUCCGAAAACACCUCGGCAGAAAGUUCUGGCCUCCCCUCAUUGGGAAAUUUGUGCGCCUCCUGACCCGCGACGCCCAGAUUCUAGCGUCGACAGCGUCAGAGAUCCUGAUGUCUGGGCUCCUCCGACCCCAGAAAAGAUCCCAAAUCAUUUUCGGGGUCCCCCUGGUGGUCGUGCCCCGCUGUCGUGGGCCAACGAUAAUGAUGACAACAGCAACAAUCUCAAUCAUCGCUUUCACAAUCGAGGUGUUCGUAAACCAAGUGGGGGAAGCAGAGCUGCCGGACCGUCUGCAAGACGUACACCUGGAGAUGACCGACGACGCCAAGGACCUCGUCGAGGGGCAAAAACCCCACCAGACUCUUCUCCAGCCAGGCAAAAAAACAAGGAUGGUGGACUCAAGGCCGCUCGAAAAGAGAAUGAUCGGGUACGGCAACGUGCUGGAGAUGGCAGUGAGAAGCCGAAGUAUUCGGAAAAAGCUAAAGAAGAAGGAUGGGCGGAUUUAGAUCUUAUUGAAAUGAUCGAACGCGAUAUAGUGGACAUGGCCGCAUCGGUCACAUUUGAGCAGAUUGCAGGACUUGAGCACACAAAAGAGCUUCUUCAGGAAUCCGUAAUGUUGCCUCAGAUUGCUCCACAUCUUUUCAAGGAUGGUCUACUUAAACCAUGCAACGGCGUCCUUAUGUUCGGUCCACCCGGAACAGGCAAAACUCUUCUUGCGAAAGCUGUAGCAAAUGUGUGCAAAUCCACAUUUUUCAAUGUAUCAGCAUCAACACUUGCUUCGAAAUAUCGUGGCGAGUCAGAGCGCAUGGUGCGAAUUCUUUUUGACAUGGCAAGGUACUAUUCGCCAUCAAUUAUCUUCAUGGAUGAAAUCGAUGCUAUUGCUGGCGUACGCGGUGGUGCACAGGAGCAUGAGUCUAGCAGACGUGUGAAAACUGAAUUGUUAGUGCAAAUCAACGGUGUAGCUUCUGGAGAUCCUGCGGACCCUGGAAAUCGCGUGAUGGUUCUUGCCGCGACAAAUUUACCGUGGGAGCUGGAUGAAGCCAUGCGACGUCGACUCACCAAGCGGGUCUAUAUCCCAUUACCCGAAGCUGAAGGACGCUUGCAAUUACUCAAAAUAAAUCUCCAAAAGGUUGAUGUUGCAUCCGACGUCAAUUUUGACAAGCUUGUUGCAGCAACUGAGGGUUACAGUGGCGAUGACAUCUGUGGUCUUUGUGACACCGCCAAGAUGAUGCCAGUAAAGCGUUUAUAUACACCGGAGGUGCUGAAAGAGCUACAACGGAAGCAACAGGAGGGUGCGUCUAGUGAGGAGCUACAAGCUCACGAAAAAAACGCACUCGAGGUGACAUGGAAGGACUUCAAGACAGCACUUGAAAAUGUAUCCAAAUCUGUUGGUCAGGAUCAGCUAGAUCGCUUUGUUAAAUGGGAAGAAGAAUUUGGAUCCAAGUAA